Lichtheimia ornata is the source of this 1155-nucleotide messenger RNA. RefSeq lists its product as uncharacterized. The record is from RefSeq and is a predicted model, not a curated record. The transcript has a single exon. Lineage: Eukaryota; Fungi; Mucoromycota; Mucoromycetes; Mucorales; Lichtheimiaceae. Bases 1 to 1155 code for a protein of 384 amino acids.
AUGGACAACGAGGCAUCGUCUUCUGAACAACGGUUCAAGGCUGUCGAAUACAACAACCACAUUUACCAGAUUCCUGUUCGGCGUAUUGACCAUGAUCAGUAUCUUUUCCUCAACGAUGUGCAAGCCAUUGUACCGCAGGCCACAGCUUUGACAGCAUCCGACAAGUUGAUACCUUUUGAAGCCGAUCCCAUUACCCACAUGGAGCUCAUGCCGAAGCGAAUUGGCGUUACAGAUUUCGAUAGUGCUUGGCAAGUGCAUGUACCUGGAGCUGCCGUCGAUAGCCAACAGCGGAUAGCGGAUAUGGACACUAAACUUGAGCGUUUAUCUCGACAACUUCACCAUGUAUUAUCAGCCAUUACGACGACAUCUACACCAGCUUGUACGAGUAAUAAUGCAACCACAGCAACAGCAGCAAUCAUGGAUGAUACGACAACAUCUGCUGAAUCGAAUGAACAUGUUGAAGAGGAUGUUGCACAUGACCAACAAGAGGCAACUACGCCGCCACGACCACAAAGUCCUCCACCUGCAUUUUCUUCUUCUCCACCUUUACCCGUGCCAUCGAAUCGACCUUCACCACCCGAUCAUGCAUCAGCAGCCACAACAACAACGACAACAACCACUACUGCUACAACUACUGCCACUACUACAGCAACAGCUGCUGCACCACAAGCUAGUAAUACACCUCCACCACCUAUGCCACCACCACCACAAUCAUCCACAAGUCAUCGCCAUGUGGAAGGGGAUGCACCACCAUCGUAUGAAACAUCCAUUCUCGGCAAUAUCAAAGCAUUGACGGAUCAACUUCGGCUCUAUGAAUCGCAUAUAGCCAAUCGACACAAAUCGCCUCGGUGGCUGGCACGAAGAUCUGAAUGGGUACAAAGAGAGCCUGCAAGUAUCGAGCAAGUUGCUUACCAGCUUGUACAAUUGGAGAUGGCCUUGUUAUGGACCGCUGUUUCGGAAAGUUGGAUACAAGAACGUGAGACGUGGUUGACUUUGGUGGCAAGUGCAAGGACAGAACGCCAUUUGGCUGCAGCCAUGUUGAAUUUGGAACGCCACACGCUCGUAAUGGAUGAAAGCUGGGGACAUCACGUGCGCGAAACUUGGGUGAACGAGCUGCUAGAAAUGAUUGUUUUACCUUUGACCCAUGGCAAUUAG